GCUCGCCAUGGCGCACCGGCCCAAGAGCAGCGAGGCGCUGAAGGUGGUGGUCCGCUGCCGGCCCAUGCACCGCAAGGAGGAAGCCGCGGGCUACGAGCGGAUCCUGGACCUGGACGUGAAGCUGGGCCAGGUGACGAUCCGCAGCCCCAAGGCCGCGCCGGGCGAGCUGGCCAAGACGUUCACCUUCGACGCCGUCUACGACGCCGGCUCCAAGCAGGCCGACCUGUACGACGAGACGGUCCGGCCCCUGGUGGACUCGGUGCUGCAGGGCUUCAAUGGCACCAUCUUUGCCUACGGCCAGACCGGCACCGGCAAGACCUACACCAUGCAGGGCGGGUGGGCCGACCCCGAGAAGCGGGGCGUCAUCCCCAUCUCCUUCGAGCACGUCUUCACGCACAUCUCCCGCUCCCAGAACCAGCAGUAUCUGGUGAGGGCCUCCUACCUGGAGAUCUAUCAGGAGGAGAUCCGCGACCUCCUGGCCAAGGACCAGAGCAAGAAGAUGGAGCUGAAGGAGAACCCGGAGACGGGGGUCUACAUCAAGGACCUCUCGUCCUUCGUGACGAAAAACGUCAAGGAGAUCGAGCACGUCAUGAACCUGGGCAACCAGGCGCGGUCGGUGGGCAGCACCAACAUGAACGAGUACAGCUCCCGCUCCCACGCCAUCUUUGCCAUCACGGUGGAGUGCAGCGAGGCCGGCCCCGACGGCGAGGACCACAUCCGGGUAGGGAAGCUCAACCUGGUGGACCUGGCGGGGAGCGAGCGGCAGAGCAAGAUGGGGGCCCAAGGGGAGCGGCCCAAGGAGGCCUCCAAGAUCAACCUCUCCCUCUCCGCCCUGGGCAACGUCAUCUCCGCCCUGGUGGACGGCAAGAGCACCCACAUCCCCUACAGGGACUCCAAGCUCACCCGCCUCCUGCAGGACUCCCUCGGGGGCAACGCCAAGACCAUCAUGGUGGCCACGCUGGGCCCGGCCUCCCACAGCUACGACGAGAGCUUGUCCACCCUCCGCUUCGCCAACAGGGCCAAGAACAUCAAGAACAAGCCCAGGGUCAACGAGGACCCCAAAGACACGCUGCUCCGGGAGUUCCAGGAGGAGAUCACCCGGCUGAAGGCCCAGCUGGAGAAGCGGGGCAUGUUGAGCAAGAAGCAGCGGAGGAACAGCCGCAGGAAGAAAGCCGCGGACGGGGAGGGGAGCCCCGAGGCCGAGGACCACGAGGACCAUGAGGACGGGGGCCUGGAGAAGAACAUGAAGCAUUACUUGGAGGAGCAGAAGGAGAGGCUGGAGGAGGAGAAGGCGGCCAUCCAGGACGACCGCAGCCUGGUGAGCGAGGAGAAGCAGAAGCUGCUGGAGGAGAAGGAGAAGAUGAUCGAGGAGUUGAGGAGGGAGCAGGAGGCCACGGAACUCCUGGCCACCAAGUACAAGGCGAUGGAGAGCAAGUUGCUGAUUGGUGGGAGGAACAUCAUGGACCACACGAAUGAGCAACAGAAGAUGCUGGAGCUGAAGAGGCAGGAGAUCGCAGAGCAGAAGCGGCGCGAGCGUGAGAUGCAGCAAGAAGUGCUCUUGCGCGACGAGGAGACCAUGGAGCUCCGGGAGACGUUCAGCUCCUUGCAGCAAGAAGUGGAGAUCAAAACCAAGAAGCUGAAAAAGCUCUAUGCCAAGCUCCAGGCUGUGAAGGCGGAGAUCCAGGACCAACACGACGAAUACAUCCGCGUGCGGCAAGACCUGGAGGAGGCGCAGAAUGAGCAGACGCGGGAGCUGAAACUCAAGUACCUGAUCAUUGAGAACUUCAUCCCUCCUGAGGAGAAGAACAAAAUCAUGAACCGCCUCUACUUCGACUGCGAGGAGGACCAGUGGAAAUUCCAGCCCUUGGUGCUGACUCCGGGAAGCAGCAGAAGCAGCAGCAGCAGCAGCAGCAACACCGGGACCCAGAUGAAAAAGCGUCCGAUUUCCGCAGUGGGCUACAAGAGGCCCAUCAGCCAGUACGCCCGCCUAGCCAUGUCGAUGGGCUCCCAUCCUCGGUAUCGGGCUGAAAACAUCAUGUUCCUGGAGCUCGAUGUCUCCCCGCCAGCUGUGUUUGAGUUUGAGAUCACACGAGACCAAAGCGAACGUGAUCCGCGCGCACUGCACCUGGAGAGGCUCAUGCGCUUGGACAGCCUCCUGGAGCGACCGGCAGCCUCCCGAGUCCGGAAGUCACGGUCUUGGUGCCAGAGCCCUCGCUCCCUGCCAUCUUCAACGACACACGUGUCCCUCGCCUCCAGCUCACAGAACCCCUCCACAGCGCCGGCUCAUGAGUAACGUCCCCCCGUGUCCUUUC
Molecule: messenger RNA, 2312 nt
Organism: Elgaria multicarinata webbii
Lineage: Eukaryota; Metazoa; Chordata; Lepidosauria; Squamata; Anguidae
Gene: KIF3C
Product: kinesin family member 3C
Exons: 8
Coding region: 8-2293 (761 amino acids)
Biological process (GO): mitotic spindle organization; spindle elongation; microtubule-based movement
Cellular component (GO): microtubule associated complex
Molecular function (GO): microtubule motor activity; microtubule binding; ATP binding
Source: RefSeq, a predicted model, not a curated record